Molecule: messenger RNA, 7293 nt
Organism: Symbiodinium sp. CCMP2592
Lineage: Eukaryota; Dinophyceae; Suessiales; Symbiodiniaceae
Source: the annotation of a GenBank genome assembly
AUGUUCGUGCGCUUCGUUACCAAUUCGUUUGCUUCCGCCAUGUCGUAUUCACAUGCUGUUUCUGGUGCGUCAGAGAGUGCCUUGCUUCAGCAGGGUAUGAGCCCAACGCUACCCGAUGAGGAUGGGGCUCCGAACUACGGGGCACUGUUCUCGGACCCACUGCGUGUGGAUGAUGAAGCGUCACUUUCGGCACCUACAGUGGCUUUGCCUAAUGGGGUUCCCAAUGUACCAGUAAGUGAAGUUCAUGGUCAGGACCCUGUUGCCCCCAGCAGCACUGUGAAUGAUGGUGUGGAAGUACAGAGUGCGAUGCGUCAGAUUCCUGUCGAUGGAACAGCAUUGCACACGGAGCCGGCCUCACCGGGCAGUCACCAGUGGCUGCGCGAGAAGGAGGACUUCGACCAGGUUCGUGGUUUACCAGGGAUCAUGGAGCUUCUACCGGAGUCCCUGCGAAUCAUCCUCUACCUGGUCCUAUGUCAGGGUCGACCGCGCAUACGGCUCAUGGUCGUCAGUGCUUUGGCGAUGUGGAAUAUAAAGGCGAAGACGCUACAGUUGCAGGAGUUCCUAACCUACCUCGAGGUGAUCGGGCUUUUGCAAGCAUUGGUGAUGUUGUCGCUGAAGGCUCUAACGUACCACGGGGAGAUCGGGCCUUUGCGAAUCUUGGGGAUCGUGGUUCAGGAGUUUCUAACCUACCUCAUGGUGAUCGGGUCUCAGUCGCCGGGUGGUCCGCGUGCCUUUUUCCAGGGUUUGUUCGGUCUGGGUACAACUGGUCGUGAUGAAGGACAGCAGUUUGAUCAAGGAGUCCAGAUGGGUGCAGCGGCGCCGGCUCGGGAUGACAACGUCUUGGCGACCUUAGACUUGUCGGAUACCAGUCUACUUUGGUGGCAGCAGACCGUCAAGGACGCCCUUACUUGGUAUGCUCAGUACUCAGCUGCGCCACCGCUUGCACGAUUACAACUUCGACCGCGACCCACCCAUGAUCUUCGUCCGGAGUGGGCUCGAGUUGAAAGACGGGCCACGGCAAUGAUGCUCAGCGCCGUUCCGAAGGCGAUCCGCGAGGAGAUAAUCGCUCACGGGCAGAUGUCGAGCUUGGAUGUGCUAUGCAAGCUGUACUCGGUGUAUCAACCGGGUAAUCUGCAGGAGAAGUCGUUGGUUCUACGGAUGCUGGAGCAGCCUGAGGAGUGCACUACGGCCCUCCAAGCGGUGGAGGGGCUACGACGAUGGAGCCUGUGGAGACGGAGAGCGGCUUCCUUGGGGAUGGCAGAACCGGACGCGUCGGUUUUGGUCAGAGGACUGGACAAGAUCACAGCUCCCAUCAUCCAGGGGAGCGGUGAGCUUUCGUUUCGAGUGAGCUUGAUCAGGAGCACGCUGCAAGUGGAUGUGAGUCCUUCUUCGUCUACGGUGACUACCUUUCACCAGCACCUCCAGGCUGAGAUGGAGCAACAGGCCAGACUGGGAGUCGCAAAAGGAGUGUCGAGCUCCAGGCGGCGGUCAGGCGAGGACUACAACCUCGCGUACGGAGGCGGCGGGAAGGUGAAGUUCGAUGGCGAGCAGGUGCAGGCCAAGGUGUUUCAAGUUCUACAAGAUGUGAAGAACAUUCCACUGUUCAGGUCAGUGGUGGACACAGUGAGAGCGACUCAUGUUCUACGUGCUCCUUCAGACAAUCAUGAAUGGCUUCAGGCUAAGGACGUGAAGGUGAAGCUGGCUGGAGAUGGUUAUGCGGCCAUGCGCCAAACCUCCGCGGGCACUAUUCUCAAUGAGGACCAGAUGGCCCAGGUGAUUGUGCCCCUCGGCAAGGUGAUCUCCACCCUUGGAUACAAACUACAUUGGACCUCUGAGGAGUGCUACCUAUACGCCGAGGACGGGGAGAUUAUCACCCUUGAAGUGGUUCGAGGAUGCCCUGAGGUGAGCGAGGAGGUUGCCAAGAAGCUGAUAACGCGGCUGGAACAGACCCAGCUUCCAGAACUCAAGGACGCCACUGAGGCGUCGGUCAAGGCGUUGAGCUUUGUGAAGUCCAGCUGGUGGGUUUGUCUCAUGGAGUAUGUUAUGACGGGCAGCAGUGAUGCUGCGAAAACAGCAAUCAAGAAGGCCCCGUUCUUGUUGUACAAGGAUGUGCUGGUGGAGGGCCUUGCUCUUCAAAGGCCAAGGAAGGGCAUCUGGGAGAUGCUCAAGGCCAUCAAUGUGAACAGGCGAACUCGAAAGCGCCUGAUGAAUUCCUCCUCGUGGGUGGUUCGUUGGGACCCUCCGGCAGUGGAUCGUCCCCGGGAUGCCUUGAAGCAUCUGGGCAUGGCCAAGGAGACCAUGUACAUCAACUUGAACACCUUGCUGAUGGAGAAUGAGUUCGAGGAUGUUUGGAAGGUUGUGCUAUGGGGAGCAAUGGAAGGAAAAAUCAGCACCGUUGUCGCUAAGGACAGUUUGGGAACUCCGAUGAACCAUGUGGUAGCCGCCCCUCACCGCAGUAAGGUGCAUUAUUUGCAUGCACUGGCAACGGCAGGUCGAACUGCUCAUGGUCAGGGUGCUGUGAGACUGCUGGUGGAGGACCUCGAUCGAGUUCAGCGAGAUCAGCGCGAUGGUGUGGAAAGCAUGUGGCCAGCAUGGUCUAUGUGCAAGGAUGCCAAGGAGUACAUGGCUGAGAUGGGGAUUGUUGAUAUCUCCAUAUCGGAGUUCACGGGCGAGAACUACGUGAGGGUCGCUCGUCUUGACGGUGACGCAGCUUGGCGACUGCACGUGAUGCGGGGACAUCAGCCUUUUCGUCGGGACUGCUCGGUGUGCGUUCGCAACAGCGCCACAGGCAAGCAGCACCGAACAACGAUGCAUCCAAUGGCCUACACGUUAAGUGUGGACGUGGUGGGGCCGUUGAAGGAGUAUGGCAAGUCACCAGACGGGGAGUUCUUCAAGUACUUCGUCAUUGGCGCUCUAAGGAUACCUAAGGUUGAAGGUGGUGAUGGACAUCCAGAAGUUCACGGGCAUCCUAUUCCUCCAGAUGGUGUUGAUGAAGACGAGGACGAGGAAAUCCUGUCAGAGGAGGAGCGUGACGAGGAGGAGGCCGUUCCCGAGAGUGACUACUGUGACCCUGCGGAGAUUGAGAAGGAGAACGAGCGGUGGAAGGAGCUGAAGGCCAUGUUUAAGGAGCCCAUUGCCACCACCACCUUGUACUUUGCGGUUCCGGUCAACAACAAGAAGGCUGCCACGAUGCUGCCCGCCGUUCAAAAGAUUGUCCUGGAUGUGAAGGCUCUUGGCUACCCGAUUACAAGGCUGCAUAGUGAUCGCGGCGGUGAGUUCAGAGGCCACUUGGUGCGGCGGAGUGGGUCGACAGCACUGGCCUACGGCGUUCAACAUGCGGCAGCUCAACAGCGUUGUGAUCAACUUGGAGUUCUACCUGCACUUCCUGUGGCCUAUGGUACCAAGGUGUAUGUGAAGACCAAGAAGUACAAGACUGGUGCGGUUGAAGAUUUUGGACCGCACUGGACUCGGGGACGGUAUGUGGGACCGUCCACAGAUAUCCGAGGAGGCCAUGUCAUUUUGAAGGACACGGGAACUUUUGUGCAGACGACCCAUGUGAGGAUUACCAGGGAGCCACCCCCUUUGGACACCAUUGCUCCGACUGUGGUUGUGGAGCCUGAAACCAGUCGUCCGGCCCCUGGAGUGGAAGAACCUCCUUUACCACCACCAGAUGUCCCUCCUCCCGAAAGGAGGCUUCGAGUAAAGACUCCCCGAGCCGCGAAGCUCGACGAGCUUUAUGAGCCUUGUGUUGAGCUGUUUGAGGCUACCCAGGGUAUGAAAGGUUCGUUGGAGGAGGAGUGCGAGCUGAAGUAUCUUCGGUUGGAGGAGAUUGAGUACCUGGAAGGUGUCGCGCGUGGCUUGUGUCAGGACAGAGAGUUCUCUAAGAGUGAUGGUCACAAGUUGCUGAGUUUGUUUGCGGGGACCUGCGGCAAUCUGAAGGUUCCACGUGCUCCUGAAGGGCAAGGCUUGGUGCUGGGUGCCUUUGUUCAUGGAGGGUCAUUUGGAGUGACUCGGUAUGGACGAGAUCUACCAUGGGUCAUGAAGUAUUUCAAUAUGUACCUCUAUGAGAGGAUAAAAGCUCGUUGGCCACAUGUACGCCCUACUUGGACCACUUUAGCCCUUCAAUGUGCAGAGACUAUUCCCCGUCAUCGAGAUGUUCACAAUGAGCGAGCUACGUUCAACUACGUUGUGGAGCUGAAGUCUGAGGAUGAGGGAGGGCUGUGGGUUGAGGAUAAGGGCCUCGAGCGCGGUGUUGUUGGAGGUGAGCGACUAGAAGAUUUUCAGUACGAGGCUGAAGAUGGUGCGGUGUUUGAUGGCUGUGUGGUGGAUAUAUCGGAGCAGCCAGCGGCCUUCAACCCCAUGACGCCGCACGCCUACGUGAUGAUUGAUCACCGACGGUGGUUUCUGAGUGCCUACACGCCGCAAAGGUUCUCUCGGUUGAGUCUUGGUGACCAACAAUAUCUACAACAAGCUAGGUUUCCUCUUUGUCAAGAAGAUGAAGAUUACCACGGAGAGCAGGAAAAAGGUCCUGCACUAAGGGCUGCUGACUUACCUUCCGGGACUACGUCGAGUGGAUCUCAUGUUGACCGGGGAGAUGUGGAAGUGGCUACCGUGGGUAAAUGUGAAGGAAGCUUCAGUGAUUGGGCCAUUUACGUCGAGGACUACGUCGAGGAGGAGCUGGAGCCAGGAGAGUGUGAUCAAGUACGGUGUUUGAGGAGGAUUGGUUCUUCUGAUGAUCCUGGUGAUGAGCUUUGGUCCUUGAUUGAGGCAUCAGAGUUGUUGUCUGAGGAGGAGGUGGGCCCAGAGGUUGUUGAGAACUUCGGUGACAGGUUGGAGCAUUGGAGCUCUAUCGGAACUUUGGAAGUUCCACGACUUGCAAAGGUCGAACCCGAGUACACCCCAGGCAUUGAGGAGAUCAUCAAGAAUGCGGUCGAGCAUCAAAGCCCGUUGCGCCACACCUACAACGUGAGCCCCCAUGAGGCCAAGGAGGUGAUCGAAAAAUGGCGGUCCGCGAUAACUAAGGAGGUGGGUGUCGUUGAGAAGGGAUUCAAGAGGAUCCGUGCUGAGGAGGUCGUCGAGUUAAAGAAGGAGUUCACUGUGCAGGAGCUCCCCUCCAAGCUGGUGUAUACCGUGAAACCUCCGAGCACAACACCCACUACAACGGCAGGUCUUGGAGAUGAAACUGCCUACUGUCGUCGAAAGGCCAGGGUGGUGUGCUGUGGCAACUUUGCUGACGAGGAGGGCUCCGACCUCUUCGCUGGAGGCAUCGCCGCCGAGAGCAUGAGAUGCGUGUUAGUGUAUACAGCAGACCAGGGCUGGAUGGUUGGAAUAGUCGAUGUUACAGGAGCCUUUAUGCUCACUCCGCUCCCGCAAUCACAAGGGCAAGUUCGAUAUGUUAUAAGGCCACCCGCUGCUUUAGUAGCCCUCGGUUUGGCAGACCGAAACGAAAGGUGGCUGUUGACGCAUGGAAUGUACGGCUUGCGCCAAUCACCGAGGCUUUGGGCAGAGUACCGCGAUACCGAGCUGAAGGGCAUCACCGUCGAGUAUGACAACAAGGUCUACGGGCUGAAGCAGGGUGUUGCAGAGCCAAACAUGUGGUUGGUUUACGAAGUGGGAGCACCCCUAGAUCGACCUCCGGAGGGCUUGAUCCUGGUGUAUGUUGAUGAUAUUAUGCUAUGCGGACCAAGAGGUUUGGUGUGUGCUGUAGCGGCCAAAGUUUCUCAGUUAUGGAAAACUUCGGAGUUGGAGCUGUUGACUGCGGAGCACGACCUACGGUUCCUUGGGUGCGAAAUAUCAACGGCAUCAGAUGAGAACGUCUUCUACCUCCACCAGCGGCCCUACAUCGACGAGAUACUACGUCGCCACGGGAUAGCGGGGACUACAUUGUCACAAGUGCAAGCACCACGCGACAUGGUGACCUUUGAAGCGUUUGAAGGAGAAACCCCGGGCACCCCCGAGGAGAUCAAAGCCGCGCAGCGGCUAUGCGGCGAGCUUUUAUGGUUGGCCCAGCGAUCAAGGCCGGACAUAUGCUACGUUGUCAGUGCUAUGGGUUCCUUGCUUUCCCGUGCGGCUGUUCGAUGUGUUGCUAUUGGCAUGCGACUCUUAGCCUACUUGCAGCAGACCAAAAAUAUGGCCUUGACGAUGAGGGCAACAUCGGGCGAGCUUAUCGCCUACUCGGACAGCUCCUUCGCCCCGCAGGGCAGCCGGAGCUUUACAGGAGUGGUGUUGAGCUGGAAGGGUUCACCCGUAUCCUGGAGGGCGGCCAAACAGCCGUUCACAUGCCUGAGCACAGCAGAAUGCGAGUUGGUGGCGUCGAUUGAAGCUUUGACUAUGGCAAAGUCUUUGGAGGCGAUUGUCAAUCAGAUAGAGCCACAACCCCGGAUGAUAAUUUUGGGGAUCGAUAACCAGGCUACCAUCGCGAUCGCCCAGCCCUCAACUACGGCUUCUUGGAGGACGAGGCAUUUGCGGGUUAGGGCGGCUUACAUCCACGAGCAGGUGGAGUCGAGUCAGGUUCAGAUCCGUUAUGUUCCUGGGAAGCAGCAGUGGGCGGACCUCCUCACGAAAAGUUUCCCACGGCAACGCUUGGUCGAGUUGACUGCACUAUGGGGUUUUGUGGAUCGUGUUCAUGAAGCUUCGAAAAAGGCAGUGGUGAAGGCUAUGUUGAUGUGUAUGGUGGUCCAGACUACACGUGCUCAGGAGCAACCGGAGCCCCUCGCGAUCAACACCUCCCUCGAGCUCUACGUGAUGAUCUUGGUGAUGGGCAUAGCCGUUGUUGGGCUUUGGGAGUGCAUAUGGCUGUGUGUCGAUAGGUGCUGUACGAGGCCCGAAGAAACCAGGACUGCGCGGAGAAUGAGAAGACUACGAGAGGCUGUUCAGCGGGAGCUCGAGACCCAGAUCCACGAAGCAGCCGCUUCGCCUACCGGAAAUGACCAUGGACCUCCGACUACCCCACCAAGGCCAAGGCGGGCAUCUACUUCUAUGUCAUCAUCGUCAGCCCCUCCUUCGGUGUUGAGUUCUCCUAUGCCUAGGCGACCGUGCCUUGCUAAUGCUGCUACACAGACGGAGAUUGAUCAGGACUAUGUGCCGAUCGUCGAGUACCUCGAUCGUGAUGUACCGGUACCAGUCCCUGUUCGCGAGUGGCAUCCCGGACCACUCUAUGUCACCCCCCACGGCGACACCUUUCAUACCCAUGAGCGAUGCUGGGGAUUGAGGAAUGCAAGAUCGCGACCUCUGCGAUUCUGUCAGUGUUGCCGUGAUAAUGGUGGGCACUCCCUACGUGAACGUCACGGAUGA